CAUUAACCCAGUUCCUCAGCUGCAAGCAGUAAAUGGGUAGUUCAGUCUUAAGUAUCUUCACUUUUCGUUCUUCAGAUUACCUUGCGAUUUUUUUGAGACUUCUAGGCACAGUUGUUAUUCCUUCUUUGCUUUGUGAAGCAAUAAAAAAAGUGGAAAGAGAAUGAAGAGCCCUGGCACUCUCCCCUCCCAGCUGAAAUGAGUACAAUACUUGCUGUAAAUAAACUCGGUGUGACUCUGAUCUUGAGGCAUGAUACACUUGACUGUCAGAUGGUUUAGUUUUGAGCAGCGUUCAAAAGCCUGCUUGUGUGUUACGCUGCGGGGAGAAAAGGGAUUGCUAGAUCACAGGUAAGGCAGGAGUCUUAGCUGCUCUGUGCUUUUUGCCAAGAAGGAAAUGAGCAGGAGCAUCCCUGUAGCAAAGCAAUCAAUGCAAUACUGGCAACUUCAUAGGCAUGGAAAGACUUCUCAGUAGCCCGGUGUGCUAAACAUGGCUUCUGUUAAUAGAGCAAUCUAGCAAGACAGUUUGGUGCCUGUUGCUGGAUAUGUGCUUGCCAUGUAGGUGAAUUGCUGGUUUAGCAGGCUUUUUUCUUCUUGCCCAUCACAGUACUGCUCCAGCUCUGGCAGUGGCAUCACUACAGUGGUCUUGUAGCAAGGGCUGCUUAGCAUAAGGCUCAGGAUGGCUCUUUCUGCACCUGUAUGUGACAAAUCACAGGACAGAAAAUGCACAAAAUUCUCCAGGCUGAGAGUGACUUAUGUGGUGGCGUGAGAGACUUUCUCCAAGAGAUGCUGAGGAGUUGGUUUCUGUGGGAUAUGGAGUCAACUGCUGGUAUCUCCCCCAGCCCCCCACCCCUUUGGUCACGAUGGUUUGUAAUAAAUUCACAUUGUAUAAGGCUCUGGAAUAACAAGAUCAAUUAUGGAUGUUAAACCUGGUUGUUCCCACCUCCAUUAGACUAUUAAGUCAGAAAAAGGACUUGGGAGGAUAAACAAUGCUCCAGCUUAUACAAACUACUCUGUGGGUCAUGGUGGUUGUUUUAUUGUAGGGAAGUUCCCUGUGUAGAAACUGAACCUUUUUAGCCACACGUUGUAACUGAUUCACUCAAAAUUGGUUUAUUUCUACUGAUAAUGUUGAGCCAGCACAGAGCAAAUGGGUUUCAAUCAUGUGUCUGAAGACAAACAGAAUUCACUGACUUUGGACUUAAGGUUUUCAGUGGGGUGCAAUCUGGAAGAACAACCUUCUCUGUCUCCAAACUGAGUAGAUCGGGGAGAAACUUGGCUGGUUUUUGGUUGGUUUUUGUUUGUUUAGCCAAGGAAUCAACUGUGGAAAGAGACAGUAAUGCAGACUGCAUUUGGUUAAGGUACUUGGGUUGUAUUUCUACAUGUCCUCCUGUGUUCCUGCUGUAAAGCUGGAUUUCAGAGGGUUUACAAUCAUGUGGGAACAUUGCUGGAUGGUACUGCUGUUUUCCUUGCUGGCACUUAAGGGAUUUGCUUGGCUGUAAUGUCAGAAUAAGUGGGGUUGGCUUAUUUUGUCUUUUCACAAAUUUCUGGAUACUUACUUCAUCUGUAGGUAAAUGUUUUGUAGUAUUGGAGCAGCUGACCUCUGAAUGUGGGAGAGAGAACUAGAGAACAGAUGCCAAGGAGGAGAUCCAGGCAGACAGACAGAACCUCCUUUUAUUAAAAAAUAAUAAAUAAAAAAACCCUGCCUGUGAUUGCUUGAUUACUAUUGUGCUGAAGAACUUCGUGUCAAAGGGCUUGUGUGACUGAGGUGUAUAAAAUGGAUUGCAUUGAAUCUUGGUGCUCUUCCCACUUUAACGCUUUUCCAACUCAAUACCUCGAUUGUCUCUUUUACAUGUUCAACCUGAGUAUUUCCCUUGACGUUCCCAGUUGCAGCCUGGCAGUGGUGAAAGCUGGGUUAGAGCAUUAGCUGUAAAUGCAGCAUGGCAAGGUGUUGCUACCUGCUCCCCACUGGGAGAUGCGUGUUGCAUCAGUUGCAGGCAAUGUAAGUGGAAGAAAGUGGGGAGAGGAACCCUCAGUUUUCAGUUUGGGUAUUGCUACUUAAAGUGUUCUUAUGCUUAGUUUCAGAAAAGGUAUUUUCUUUAAGCUGUUGUUUGUCUUGGCAUUCCUUACGGGGUCAGACAGGGAAGACGGUCACUGUGCUGUUUAAUGACUCUACCUCACUGUUUGAAAAAUCUCCUUCCUUCAGUCUCUACCAGACUCUAACUUUAGAGCAGAUGUGGAAUGAACAAAGUCAUGUCUAUAGUACUGAGGUUUUGGUAGAACUGGUUCAAUGCCAGCAGGCUGUGAAGCCCUGGCCAGUGAAGGGUGUGCGGUGAGUGGCCAGGUCAGGCUGCUUGAGAAAGCUUGAGGAGGAGGAGGAGGUGGUGGCUGGUGCUGGUUUUUAAGGCAAGUCAUGGUGGUUUAUUUUGGGUUCUUCACCUUUCUGCAGAGCACCCCUGCCAGAAGCUCAGCCUUUCGGUAGGGACAACAGAAAGUAGGAUGAGAGUUGCAAGGAAACCUCUGGUCCGUGUAGCAUGGGAAAAAUUAUCCUCCCCAGGGCAUGAUUAUGUAGGAUGCCUGGUCUACCACUGCCAAACCCUCCUCUGCCUGGUCUAUUUUUUAAAUUAUAGUCCUUUUGCAAACUGUGGAGGUUGUGUGGUCAGCUUGGUCUCUUGUGCAAGAAGAAUUUCAGUUUUGGAGGAAAUUGUCUGCCUGACUUGAUAAGCAUCCUCCUGAUUUCCAGAACCUGGUGGGUUUUUUUAACCAGAAAAACAUGGAUAUACAUGAAUAUUUGCUUCCUGCAGAGCACUUAAGUUUGGGCACUAGCCAUGGGAGAUACACACAGAGUAAGGGGCCAGUUACCCCAAAACAAGUUGGGAAGAGUAUGACUUCUAGCAAAGCAAUGUGAAAAGCACAGUGGUUUUCAAUUCCUGAGGUUUUUAGUUACUGCAUAUAUAAGCAAGUCAAUUAAAACACAUUUGGCUUAUUUCAAAUAGAUAAUCUAAUUAUCAGCUUGAUUAAACCAUAUCAAAUGAACAGUUCUUGUAAUUCAGUAGCUUUGUUCUAAUCACUGCAAAAGCAGUGGUAGCUUUAAUUAAAUGCCUCAAAAGUGGCAGGCCAGUGUCGAUUGUGUCAAUUGAGGGGUGUUCCAGCUAAAUACCUGAUUGCAGGGAAGAUCAGACCACUCCUAGGUUGAUGCUAAUAUGAAGACCAACUCUUUGGUGCCAAUAAAGGGAACCUGACUACUUUGUAAAUACCAUUGAGUACAAGCAGUUGUCCUUUUCUGCUCUUUACGAUGCUCAGAUACAGACUUAGUUAAAUCUAUUCCAGUAUCACUCCAUUAGUCUUACUUUUUAAAAAUGUUUAUAGGUCAGUAUCACCCACCUGUAUCCUUUCUUGGCAUUAGAACUGUAGCUUCUUAUGUGAAUGUGUGCUUCUUCAGACUGCAGAAUUGCUUAACUGCUCAAAUACCCGACAAAAGCCUGCUGCAGGUCGCUUGCUGAAGUUGAAAUGCAAGAGUGCAAAGGCAUGGUAAUGCUUCUGCUGAAAAUUGAACCUGAUUUUUCAUUUUCCUGUUCCGUUUGCUGGCUAACUUAGGAAGCCAAUGCGUGGCUGAAAGGGCUCUCCAGCUGGGGUUGUUCCUCUCCUAUUGCUUGCUUACUACAUACUUAGAGGUCAUUUAUUACUAAGGUCCUGCUUGUGGUGGGGUCAGAAAGCCUGGGGUGUACUCAUUGCAUGACUGGUGAGCAUACAACUGCUGCUGAUGCUUUGGGUGAAGGCAGGCAGCAGUUGUCUCCAUUUCUUCUGCCCUUGAUGCUUCCUCCCCACCUUUCCACAGAGAGCUCUGGUGAUGUAUUGCUUGGAGGGAGCCAUCCUCCUCGCGAGGCUGGCUUUCCUUGUGCCUCUGCAGGAAAAGUUCCCUCUCAGGGUAAAUUGGAGCAGGACCACUCCUGUGAUGUUCCACCUGGCUGGGAAGGUCUGGAUGUGCUGAAGCUGCCUGGUCUGCCAGCGGCUUCAUUAGGGCACUGGGUGUUGGUUUGCUCAGCUGUGCCUUCAGCGAGGCGGUUCCUGUUCCAGGAUUGGACAUUGAUCCUAUGACGCAUGCCCGGAAGAAACAACUUUUCCUUCUGAAACAUCCAGCUGGUUCUGCUGGUCAAGCUUCAUCACCAACAAGCAGCAGGAGGAUGGACAGGACCGACACAGAGUGUGGCGAGCAGAGAGACGGAGGUGCCACCGAGGCCCCGAACUGUACAAGUGGGUUUGUGGGGACAAGCAAAACUAAGAAUUUGCAUGAAGUACGAAAGACGUACCCGCUGCGGAGGCGUCUGCUUCCCUCAGUGAACAAAAAGACCUGUAAAGUGCUCCUCACCAGGCUGGAGGAUGUGGCUGGAUCCCUGUCGAAACAGACCCAGAGCUGCAAAAAAAAGGACCUUCCCAGUUGGAUGGAGGGUUUGGGACCUGCUUUGUUCUCUGAACAAGUUCAGCCUGUGGGAGCAGGGAAGAGUGAUUCAUCUGGGGAAAAGUGCACAAUAACUUAUCCAGGGACAGAGCAAGACCUUGAUACGGCUCCUUCAGAGCCCAGGAAGCGCAGGCUGGCCUCGCUGAAUGCAGAGGCAGUGAACAAUCUGCUUUUUGAACGGGAUGAUGGCUUAUUAUCUGGCAGGCGUUUUCGGAGGGACUCUGUUAAAGCCGGUGGAGAAUGUACUGUUAAGAGCUUUCAUUGCAAAGCUGGUGACAACUGGCCUGCACUGGAAAAAACAGCUGUGAAAACAGGUAAAGGAAAAACCCGGCAUGAGCCAAGUCAGAAAUGCAAUAGCUGUGACCAUUCACUGGAUGAGGUCUUUGAUGAUGGGGCAAAGAGGGAGGAUGGUGCCAUUUCCUAUCAUCCCACCCCAAAGAGACUGGCCAGCCUGAAUGCCGUGGCCUUUCUGAAGCUGACCCAUGAAAAAGACCAGCCCCUGAAGCAGAGGAGUAAAUCGGAUGGAGAGGGCAAGUCAGAGAACCACUGUUCAAAAUCUACUCUCAAAUGGGCCAAAGCCAGUAGGAAGAACUGCGUCAAAUCCAAGAAGGAAAUGGCUAGCUUAAAAAUGGACGUUCAGCAUGGCUGGCGAGGAGUGGGUGCUUUGGGGAAAGGAGAGCAGCGGGACUCCUCUAGGCUCUGCGGGACGACAGAACCCGCCCCUUACGAGUCGCUGUCUAGCUCUUAUGCUAGCACAGAGGGUUUCUACCACAGACUGCCUUUGCUUAUGGGUGGGCAAGCUUCCAUGAAGCCGGAGUAUGGAAGACCUGGAGAAAAAUCCCCGACUCCUAAACAGGAAUUUCAUCAGCCUUCUUUUCCAGUGCAGCAGUUCCCUCCCUUGCCUGUGCCCGGAAAUCACACGGAUUGUGGAUGUCUCUAUGAAUCCUCGGAUCUGACUCCAUUGAACGGGUUUUACGUUUAUUAUGGCCAAAGUGGAUACAGUGGCUACUCUCACUGCUCCAUUUACCCCAAGGACGAGCUUUCGCAAUCUGCUACCUGCGAGGGGCUCUUGGUAUCGCCCAGUUCUUUGCCAUCAGGUGCUCAUUUCCAGCCACUCCACUGGUGUAACUCUCCGUACUGUUGUGGAGAAGGAACGGCGAUUAACAGUUACAGCGUCUGUGGAGUUGUGCACGUGCCAGAGGGCAGGAUUAGCAGUGUGCAUGCAGGACGGAACAGCUACCCCUACAAAAUGCCUUUUGCAGCAGAAGGCUGCAAGUCUCUGGACCAGCUGAACCUCACAAUCCCAGUGGCAGGGCACCCUGCGUCACCUGCCCACCCGCUCUCAGGAUGUCCUGUACCCAGCGUGCCACCAGCUGCAGAACCCGUUCCUCAUCUGCAGACCCCCAACUCUGAUCCUCAGACCAUGGCCCGAGAAUGUCCUCAGAGCUCAAAGCCUCCCAGCGGCUCGAAAUCCGGUCUCCGAAAUACUACGGGCUGCCUCCACGCCUCUGACAGCAAAGCGGUAGGAGGUCACUCCCAUCCAAAGCAGCAGCGCAUCAGCAGGCGCAGAGCUACCAAUGGCUGGAUACCCGUUGGCACCGCCUGCGAGAAGGCAGUCUAUGUUGUGAAUGAGCCAGAGCCGGCUGUUCGCAAGAGCUAUCAGGCUGUGGAGAGAGAUGGGGAGAUUAUCCGGGUACGAGAUACCGUCCUCUUGAAAUCAGGACCCCGGAAGAAAUCUAUGCCAUAUGUCGCGAAGAUAUCGGCACUGUGGGAAGACCCCAAAACAGGGGAGCUGAUGAUGAGCCUCCUGUGGUAUUACAGACCAGAGCACACUCAGGGAGGCCGCAAUCCCAGUAUGCACCAGAAUGAGAUCUUUGCAUCCCGGCAUCAGGAUGAAAACAGCGUUGCCUGCAUAGAGGAGAAAUGCUACGUGCUGACCUUUGCAGAGUACUGCAGAUUUUGUGCCUUGGCAAAGCGUCGAGUUGAAGGGAUCCCAGGCAGGAAAACCAUUAUGGUUCCUCCCUCAGAAGAGUACUCCACACCUCUGCACCGCAAGGUGCCCGAGGACACUGACCCUGAGCUGGUUUUCCUCUGUCGUCAUGUCUACGACUUCAGACACGGGCGCAUCUUGAAAAACCCGCAGUAGCACCGUUCUUGAGUCGGACCGCGGUGAGGAUGAGCGGCACCGGAGAGCCGACGGCAGGCCGGCAGUCUGGGACAUCUGUGCACUCCUGACGACUUACCUUGUGCUGCCUGCAGACCAGAGCGCCCAGCGCUCUUCCCUCGGACUGAAAAGUGUGUGCAGGAGCAGAUCCCUGUGGAGGAAGGCAGCAGUUGAAAGCACAGCACUUCAUUAAAAGCAUAAAUGAAAAUAUAUACGUAUAAAAUAUAUGUAUAUAGAUAUAGGUACUUGCAUAUGUAAAUCUAUAUCUAUAUAUGUAUCUAGAGAUGCAUAUAUUGGGAGGGGUUUGCAGGGGAUAAAAGCCAGUAAACUGAAUCCAGAGCCAUCGCUGGUGGGAAUGGUGGAAAGGUGCAGGAGGGAUGCUUUGGUGCAUUAUAUGAGUCAAGCUGUGACAGUUCUGUGGUUUUCGUGCCCUGAUGUGAAGUGUGAGGUCUGAGACAGUUCCUUGGCAGAGCACAGGAGAGUCUCUUGUCCCUCAGGACAGACUGUGAGGAUUCCCCAUGGGUGACAGCUUCUUCAGAAUGCAGCCAUUGCUUUGGAAGCUGCCUGGAUGCAGAGUGGCCUUGUGUUGUGCUUGAAUAGGUUUUGCUCUGUCAGGGGAAGAGGUCACCCCUAUUUUCUCUCAUUUUCCUCUUCCCCUCACCUCGCUGUUCUGUGAUUCACUGCCUGGACUGGGGCUUGGCAGCCAGGUUUGGAAAUCUGCUCCCUUGCAGAGCGGAGGGAGCCAGCAGGAUCAUAGGCUUUGUGUCCCAGUGCGGUGUCCCGGAGAGGUGUGCCUCUGCCGCAGAUGCCCUGACCUUGCCCCGAAGGAUCUCGUGCCCUGUGAAGCACAGCACCAGCAGGCCUGUGUUGCUCUCGAGCUUGGAGCACACAAAGUGGGCUCCGCUGGCGAGAUCCACAUUUUCUCUUCUGAGUAUUGCUCUUCCUCUCAUGGCUUAGAGACCGUAGUGACAGAAGUGGGUUUACUCUUUCUUCCCAGUUUGUUUUCCCGUAACGUUGUUUACGGUCCUUGUUUAACUGCAUCAGUCUUCAGUGUGAAGAAGCUAGAGGGUGAAACAGCAAACCCUUUUCUUGAGUGUUUUUAGGCUUUUUUUUUUUUUUAAUUUUACCCCUGCUCCCCUUUACAUGACUGUCCCCCCCGGACGUGCUGUUGAAGCCAUCAGCAGUGCUGUCUCAGUGCUGCCUUGCAGCCUCCCCCCCUCCAAACUCCUCCUGGCAUCUGAGCAAGCUCACCAAAGUGGCUUUCUGGCUCCUGAAAGGAACUGAGCAGCGGUAAAGGUUUGCAUCGACAAAUGCAACCCGAGCCCCACAGAUAUUGCCUCUUGCCUUACAUGUAUAGGUCCUAGAUAGACACUAGUUUAUCUUAACGCAAACUGUUCAAGUUAAUUCUAAAGCAAACCAAAGGACACCAUAACAGUCCGUUGAGUCACUCACACCAAGCUGGGAGUCCGCUUCUAGAUUGCACUAACGUAAAGAAGGAGAAUCGACAUCAUCUCAGCCCAUGUUCCUGCUGGCUGGAGUUGCUCAUUGAAACUAGGGAUCUGCAUUUUUCUGGUCUUUUGGGGCUUCUGAACUCUUGUUAAAUGGUGGAAGUGUUCAUACUGCUUUAAUAUUGUCCUAUAGUGGAAUAGCACUACCUGUACUCCCCGUGGACGCUGGCAUGGUGGGGACAGAGGGCUCAUUGGCUCGCUGUGACAGCGGCAUGCCUGCCUGGCCUGGAGAGGAAACCCGACAGCAUCAGAUCUGUUACGUGGAAAAUUUGUUAAUGCAGGAGUUCUCCAGAGAUUCGCUUUACAUACCAAAGAGGGGAACAUGUCUAGAAGACGAUGACUUGAGAGGAGAUGAGAAGAUCUGGCACCUGCCACAGUGGGCAAGCAGGGCACAUGUCUCCCUGCUGUCAGUGGACGAUGCCUGCUCAGUGUUGCAGAGGAUGCUGGAAAAACCCUGUUCUUGCCUGCGUAGCCCGGGGGAAAACGCCCAGCUCCAGGAGCUUUGAUCCUAGGUGUGCAAGCAAGCAUUUGCAGGUGAAGCAUCUUAUCUCACUUGUACCUCAAGAUACUGUUAGUGUCAAAGUAAUUGCUCAGAUUUCUCCUUAACAAUUAACUUGGGCACUGGUGGUCUCGUGUAACAACAUGGUUGAGCUGCCGAGCUGGUGCUGCUGCAUCAGGAUGGGAGUCAGGGGUGCUUUCCGGGCUCCUGGAUGAAAGUGCCACGGGGGUGCAAGGGGGUUUGGAGGAUGCAGUCUCUGAUGCUGCUGGGAGGGGAUGUUCAGUGGCCCCCCUUCUCAGCAAGCAGGAGGGUGCUGGGGAAGCAGAGCUGCUCCUGCACAAGAGGGGAGCAGAGCAGCAGCCCCUGGGGCCGUGGUGUGGAAGGCGAGGGGAACCCCUGAAUGCAGAGCGUGGCUGGUAGGGACUGUGCCGGCUGAGGCAGGCAUGCCAGGCAGCGCUGUCAGGCGCAAUGUGCUCAGGACCCACCUGCCAAGCAAACCUGAGCAUUGCUGCACAGUCAGGGAAGGGUUUGAAACCCAGCCUUGGAAACCACAGUAACUCGCUGAAACUUCUUCUGACCCCCUCCCCACCCCUGCUCCCACCUUUGUCCUGGCUCCUCUCCAGGCAGAAGAGAAAUUGUGCUCAUCCUGGGUCUGGAACGGGCUUUGGCCCGUGUCUGGAGAGGACAAAUCCUGACUCUUCUCAUGUUAGAAUCUGCUUCAGGCCAAGAACAUUGUUUGAGAUUCACGUGGUUGCUUAUGCUGUUGUGCAGACAGCAUGUAAAUGAAUUGAAAUGUCUUAUCCAUAAUGAAAAUAUUUCAUGCUUUUUUAAUCUAUUAGAUAUGGAAAUAUUUUUUGAAACUGAAAAUGCAGUCGGUAGAAUUUAAAUUGAAACGUAAUACAUGUAAAAUAUAUUUUAGUUGAUAAUUUUGUAAAAUGCACUUUUUUGUGUCUCUUCCCUGGUUUCCCAGAUCUGUAUUUCAGUGUUUACAGAUGGAAUGAGAACAUUCCCUAUACCCUCCUUCUGUGAGAAAGAUAUAUUAGAAGUAAUUCUUAAAAAAUAAAUUUGAAAAAUCGUAUUGA
Messenger RNA from Falco peregrinus (peregrine falcon), 9703 nucleotides. It is a transcript of the gene BAHD1, whose product is annotated as bromo adjacent homology domain containing 1. The transcript is spliced from 7 exons. Gene Ontology annotation, molecular function: chromatin binding. Bases 4086 to 6596 code for a protein of 836 amino acids. NCBI's taxonomy places the organism in Eukaryota, Metazoa, Chordata, Aves, Falconiformes, Falconidae. The record is from RefSeq and is a predicted model, not a curated record.